UGAAACUGGCAAUGUGGGAACAUUGCGGGGAAAAAAACAAAAUUCACCCCGGAUUUAUUCUACUUUGAAAACGUCUUAGAGGCACAAACCGGAAGGCAGCUUAGACAGAAGAGUCGUCCCCCUCUUUCCGUACCAGUUGGUACGACACUUGAGCAACCCGAAAUAUUUCGUGAUCUCGCUCUCUGGUGGGGAAGGUAUUGUCAAGCUUGGGUCACAGAGUUGUACAAGAAACAGGAAGGAGAAUUCUUCCAGACUGUGCUGUGCCCGCAGUUGUGCCCGGCCUGGUUGCCAUGGUUUCUGCACCUCCUCUCUGCAACAGUGUACACGACUGGGUCAACAGCGAUCGUAUUCGGAUGUGUGGGAUUAGUGAGGAAAGAAAGGCAUCUUUCGCAGAGGAGGAUACAACCCAAACAGCUACACAGCUGACAAUUAAAGAAUGUUGCAGUAACACUUCUCCUUUACAGGUGAACUCUAAUCAGAUGAGCAAUGAGGAUAGAGAAGAAGGUAACAAGGAAGAUGGCACAUCUUUGGCAAUGUUAGAGAAUAUGGUUGGACGUUGCCCUAUAGACUCCACAUCUUCUGAACUUACAGAUGUGCGACCAGCCGUAUCAAUGGGGUUGUCGAAUCAAACAUCAAACAGUGUUCAAGAUACUCCAUCUGAGGUUGUGGUUUGUGAUGACAGCAGGUACACUCAGUGUAUUGUCUCAAAUAUUCAGGACAAGGCACUAUCAUCAAAUAUAUCCUCUGCAAAAAAGACACUGUCUGAGAAAGGUGAGGAGUCUAAGCUUACUUCAGAUUGCAUUACAGCUAUUCCUGGACAACAGUGGCCUGCAGGGCCUAUGAACUGUCUUCCUUUGCCAAUGAGCCCUUGCUUUAGUGCAACUGGAUCAGCAAAAAGAGCAAGUCUGCCGCUGAAGCAGGCCCAGCCUUUAGUCAAUCUUUCCACAACAUUUCAAUGCCCUUCACUAUUUAACCAAGCUCAGCCUAUGGCAUUUACACCAUCUACAAGCUGUGGAUCACCAUUCUGUAAAAUAACACUUCCUGUGGCAUUGGGAAAGACUGUUGGAAACUCCAAAGAAGCCAAUUCAUCACAAUUAGUACCAGAGCAAAACUUACAAAAUAUAAAUGUUGGCACGAUUACAAAGUUAAGCACAAACCAUUUUAACUUUUCCUUAAGCAGAACACUUUCUGCUGAGUCCAAAUCAUCUUGCAUUUCCGAAAAAUGUACUGCUGCAUCAGGGUUGCCCUCUGUCAUCAAGAGUUCUAAUAUCACCACGGUUUUAUGCACACCUGCUGUUUCUGUGGCUGCACCUUUGUCACUGUCACUUCCCACUAAACAACCUCAGGCAGCAUCAACCCCCCAGCCCUCUCUUCCAUUAGCUUCCCAUUCAUCGGUUUGCCUCAGUGUAACAAACACACAUUCUCUGUCAACCUUGACUGCACACCCUAAGAUUCACAGUGAAAAAGAAAAGAGUUUACUCCACAUCUGUACUGAGACGCCUCCAUUAACUUAUGUUCAGAUGAAAUGUCCACCUUCUCUUGAAGAACAGUCUGUUGUCACUCCUCUUGAAGUUAGAGAUAUACCCCUUGAUUUGUCUGCAAAAUCUAAGCGGCAGAAGGUGGCAAAAGACCUCCGGAAAACGCCGCCUAUGCCAGUGCUGACUCCCAUGGAAGCCACCAAGAAUGAUCUUUCUUCUUUAAAGCGGUUACCAUCGACUCAGGCAGGCAAUUUAGGAUUCACAUCUCCAUUUAUGAUAUUUCCAGACUCUGUAAGAAAUGGUGGAGUGCAUCCAAAAAAAUCUGGGGAUCAGUUGUCUUGUCAGCCCAAGGAAGCUCCUGCAUCCUGGAUUAAGACUCCGUUACACAGUUCUGUUGGAACUGUGCUGGGAACUUAUGUUGGUGUAGCAAACCCAGUUCUUGCUUCCACCUUGCAAACCAAAGAUGGAAAAGGUGGUUUUGUGGAGGAUCUUCAUAGUGUUGCCAAGCAAGAAACAAUCUCAAUAAUUGACCAAAAGGAACAGAAGACUUUGCUUUCUGGUGUUAAAUCAACUCAACAUUUUUCUAAUAAUUUACAACAGAACUGUAUUUCUAAGAAACCUAGCAGUGAUCAUUCAUCUGGAAACGGGCUUGGUUCUACCCAGGAAACAUUUCCUUUACUGGUGACUGUUCCAACUACUUUAUAUUCUCAUUGCAAACUUGGCUCUUCAAAAACCAUAUGUCCACAGUCACAAUCUGUAUUACAGCAGACAAUUCAUAUACCUCUCAAAUGUAUCUCAUCAACACAGACAAAUCUAGUUCAAGGAAAACUCCAAGACCAGUUACCAACUAACAUGAAUGAAAAACAGCCUGUUCCAGACAGUGAACUGACAGAUGCAUUAGGCCUACACCUUUCAGUGACAGAAAAUGAGAACAAAUUAGAAUCAUCUUUAAUAAACCUGGAAACUGUCAUCAAAACUAGAAUACCUGAUACUCCAGUGAGUUCUUCUGUAGGUGAUUAUUGCCAGGGAAAUCUAUCAUGUCAGAAGUCUGGGGGAUCUGGCAGUAAGACUGUGAUCCAUACAACGUCAAACAAAGUGGUACCUUUUGAUUUAAGGGUUGAACCAUGUACUCCAAAACAUGCCACUUGUAAAACUUCUGCAGUAUCCCAUAACAAUGAAGGAACAGUACAUAACAGUGAACAAAACAAAUUGGAAAAUGUUUCAGGAGAUAUGGUCAAGGAAGUCAAAGGUGAUCAUGAUCUCAGCAAUAAGUUCUUAAUAGCUUCCAAGGUGAGUGGCUUUUCUCGCAUAGGCUUUAACUCUAAAGAAGUCCCUUUUCAGGAAUGCCAAAGCUACCCAGAACCUGAACUUUGUGGCAAGAGUGAGGACCAGAAUGAGUUCAAAGGUCUGUCUCCAUGUGUUAAGUUGGAAGGGAUAACUUUGGCCUUUCUUAAUGGACAGUGUACCACUUCUGCCCAUGUGGAAACAAAAAAUGGAACCAAAGAGACUGGGGAUGCAUUGCAGGAGCAGAAAACACAAAAGAUUCCCAAAAAACGUCCAAAACUGAAGAAGACCAGCCAUUCCUCUGACUCAGUAAGAGACAAAGUAAUGUGUACCAAAAGCAUGAAGGAAGAGAAUGGCAAAACAUGUGAAGUGGAUCAUCAAAAAAAGAAGCGAAGGAAAAGGCGAGUAUCUGCAAUUAAAGAGGCUAAGAACAAGCAACCUGUAUGUCAACCACCUGAAGACAAGAGGAGAAAGAGGAGGAGACGAGGAAUCAUACCAAAGACUAAUGGAGUCUCAAAGAAGGAAGAAGAAAACAAUGUUCUGGACAGUUCAUCACUGAUAAAGAAGGAACAUCCUGGUGAAAAUGACAAUAAUACACCUAGACUAGGUAGAGGAAGAAGGUCAACUGCUCUGAAAGACCCCUGGACCAAUCCGUCUAGCCUUCGGCGUAUAUCAACGCACCCUCGAGUGGCCAAAGGCAGACUUCUUGCAAGUGAAAACUUCUAUGCCGAUGAAGACACUGCAGGAUAUGAGAGCUCAGAGGAGAUCCCUAGGAAAAAAAGGAGACGACGCAGGAAUAGGAAGUACCAGAACGGAGAGUACAUUACAGAUCAAGAAGUACAGGAAGAAGCAGAAGAAAGCAUUGUUUGUACCCGAUUGUCGGCCAGAACAGACUUUCAGACUCCCACUGGAUCUUGUCGUCGAAAUCUGCCACAGCUCUGCAAGUGUCCCAGUCCCAGUCCAGUGCAUGUAUCAGGGAACAGGUGUCAGACUCGACUAGGAUCACUGCGCAUUCGAUCGGAAUCUUCCAGUCCUCAGUGUGGAGAUUUGGAACACGCAAGAAAUCUUCUCAAAGAUCAAACAGACAAACCUGCGGGCAAGCGGAAAUGCAAGACUAAGCAUCUAAGUGAUGGUGUUGAAGAGAAGAAGGUUAAGCUGAAGAGAGGACGCUCACUCAAGCGAACUGGGGCCUCAUUUCCUAGCCAGGAUAGCUCAUCUGCCAAGAAGCACCAGGGCAGCAUUUCUCUCUCAUCCCCAAAAGGCACUUUGUCUCCACAUGUUGGGAGAAGGGGGGGUGCAUUAGGGAGGAAUGCGCUAGACACCCCCCCAGGACGACCAAUUCCACCUGAAGCACGAAGGCUGAUUGUGAACAAAAAUGCAGGCGAGACCCUUCUUCAAAGAGCAGCAAGACUGGGCUAUCAGGAGGUGGUAGAUUAUUGCUUGGAGAAGGAACUGUGUGAUGUCAAUCACCGAGACAAUGCAGGCUACACAGCACUACAUGAAGCUUGCGCGCGGGGGUGGAUCAACAUUGUGAAGCUGCUUGUGGAACAUGGAGCUGAUGUCAACUGCAGUGCUCAGGAUGGGACAAGGCCAAUUCAUGAUGCUGUUGCCAAUGAUAAUUUGAACGUUGUCCGAAUUUUGCUGUCUCAUGGUGCUGACCCUACACUUUCUACGUACUCUGGACAAUCUGCAAUGAAACUGGCAAACAGUCCAUCUAUGAAAAGCUUCCUAACUGAGUACUUUGGUGAUUUAGAAGACCGCAGUGAGGAAGAUCCUAAACUUCGAUGGGAUGUUUAUGGUAGUUCUGUAUUUGAGACCGACAAAGAGAUGUGUUGGGAUUUUCUGUUAACUCCACCUUCUGAGGAAGAUGAAACUAAAAGACAUGAGGAAGAUGAGGAUUCUGAUUCAUUUUUGUUUGAGUUUUCAGAAGAUCCACUCUUGCCAAGCUAUAAUAUUCAAACAUCCUUUUCAAAGGGCUCAUGUAACUGGAUGCUGCUGUCUGAUGUUUUGAAAAGACUAAAGGUCUCUGCACGGAUAUUUCAGGCUCGCUACCCUCAUUUGGAGGUGACCAGCAUUGCAGAGGCAGAAUUUUACAAGCAGACAUCUUUAAGCCAACUUGUCCAGCCUCCUAAGGACUUGCAUUCGGGAGGCGGUGAUGAAAAUCGUAUUGUUGAGUUAGUUUGUUGUGUACCUGAGUUGUUAGCACUCUUGGGCUCUACGUUUCAUCGGGUAAAGGAUGACCUGGAUUCAAGUUGGGACUCUACCCGAUAGUGUUUCUAUGUUGUGUUCACUUCAGGUUUUCCUCUGCUAUGAUGACUAAACGUAAACGUAAGCAUUCAGUAAAUUCAGGGAUGUCUUUGGUUAUUUUUUCCAAAGGGAGUGAUGGUUAAUGGGUGCACAUCAGAAUGUCCUUUAUUUUAAAUUUGGCACUUUCACUUUAAUAUUUAAUUUUUCUUCCCAAAGACAAUAAUUUUGGUAAAAACCAUUGAAAAAGGGAAGAUAUAUCUUUAUGAUUUAUUUGGCUUUUCUCUGAAAAGCUUUUCAAGUUUGAUAUUCGUCAGGUUUUUGUUAGAAAAAUAAAAUCAUCUUCAAAGUCCAUGAGCUUGUAUUUCAGUUAAUAAUUGAUAGCAGAUACAAUUUUAAAAAUCAUCUUGCUCUUGGUUUACUGUACAUUAAUAUGUUGGUAACCAGAACAGAACCAAUAUAUAGCAGGUAUUAUGAAUGAAAGUGAACUGAUUGAAACAUAUACCUGCAAGCCUCAUAUUAGAAAAAUUAAAUCAUAAACAUUAUAUAUAAAUAUGUAUAUGAAACAGUAUUCCAGUCCUUAACCAAAAGGACUGUUUUUUAACUACUAUUUUUAGGGUUCUAUUGGUUAUAUUAACUGGGAACAGUGGCUUAUCGGAAGUUUAGAUUUUUAUUUUAUCUAAAAUUAAGUAGAUUUCACACUGCACUUUUAGAUGGUAUGUAUUUAAAGCUGAGCAAGUUAGUAAUUAAAGGAAGGCUUUUGUUGGCUAUGUACAGAAAUAUUUAAAAUUCACAUUUAAGAAAAAAAGUUAAACAUCUAAAAUAAGCCACACUUCAAACAUCUAAAAUAAGCCUAGUGUGGCUGUAAAAGACACCAGAAGAGAUAUAUUUAUAGCAAAUGAGUCGAGGUAUUUGUAAUUUAUUUUUGAAGUCAACAAGUUUCCUUAAUUGUUAACGCUCAUAAAAAGUUUAAAAUUGUCUGGUACAACCGUACCCAUUGUGCAUUUUCUUCUGCAAACUGCUUUCUUCAUCAAGUCUGCAGUAGGGUGGUACUUUUAAAAAAUCUCUGCUUAUUGACAGUAAAACAGAUUGGGUUUUAGAGCUUCUGCUUCCUGCCCACUGCCUCUCUUUGGGAAACAGUGAAUCCAGAAAGAAUGUAGAAAUACAAAAAACCUGAAGUGAGUAAAAAUGACUGUAAAAUGAUUAACUGUAAAAAGUCUUUAGAGAAACAGACAUUGCACAAAAUGUGGUUUACUCUGCUCCCAAAAGUAAACACAAGCAUACAAAUCUGCCUUCCUACCUGUGAAAAGGGGAAAACAAAGAAAAAAUUGGCUUUGUCAGUUAUAUUGUUGAUUCUACCAUGAACACUGGGAUUUAUUUUAUAAACUUACUAAGUACCA
Messenger RNA from Erpetoichthys calabaricus (reedfish), 6406 nucleotides. RefSeq names its product BCL6 corepressor-like 1 (gene bcorl1). Gene Ontology annotation, biological process: negative regulation of transcription by RNA polymerase II. NCBI's taxonomy places the organism in Eukaryota, Metazoa, Chordata, Cladistia, Polypteriformes, Polypteridae. Bases 291 to 5033 code for a protein of 1580 amino acids. The transcript is spliced from 14 exons. Gene Ontology annotation, cellular component: nucleus. The record is from RefSeq and is a predicted model, not a curated record. Gene Ontology annotation, molecular function: protein binding; transcription corepressor activity.